Lodderomyces parapsilosis is the source of this 1629-nucleotide messenger RNA. RefSeq lists its product as uncharacterized. The transcript has a single exon. NCBI's taxonomy places the organism in Eukaryota, Fungi, Ascomycota, Pichiomycetes, Serinales, Debaryomycetaceae. Gene Ontology annotation, biological process: transmembrane transport. The record is from RefSeq and is a predicted model, not a curated record. Bases 1 to 1629 code for a protein of 542 amino acids. Gene Ontology annotation, molecular function: transmembrane transporter activity.
AUGUUAGAUAAAGAAGAAACUAAAGCUCAAGAACAGCAGGCCUUGACUACUGCUGGUGCCGGUGCCGUAUCUCCCAACCGGUCCAAAGAUGAGGAGAUGGGACGCGUUGCCGUAGAUGAAGAUGAAAAAUAUUUUGAAGACUCUACUUCACUGGAGUUUGAUAUGGUUGAUUUAGAAGCCAAUGAUGAGAUUUUGCACGCCAAAAUGAAGUUGAUUAACGAUGCCAUUGAUGAGAUUGGAUUCACACCAUACCACUUGAAGUUGUUUUUUUUGAACGGUAUGGGAUAUUGGACUGAUAACCAGUUGAAUUUCUUGGAAAGUACUGUUCGUCAGUUUAUCAAUUAUCAAUUUGGGUACAAGUUCCCAGUCACUGCUGAAACUUAUGCUGGUGGUAUGAUUUUGGGAGCUUUGGUUUGGGGAUUUGGUGCUGAUUUAAUUGGAAGAAAAUUGGCUUUUAAUUUAUCCCUUUUGUUAAGUGCCAUCUUUGCCAUUAUGGCGGGUAUGAUGGGUAAUAUGGCUAGUUAUGCUUUGUUUGUCUUGUUGUCAGCUUUUGCCGCCGGUGGAAAUUUGGUUCUAGAUACUUGUGUGUUUCUUGAAUUUUUACCUCAUAAAGAUCAAUGGUUAUUGACAUUUUUUGCAUUGUUUUGGGGUAUUGGUCAAACCAUUGCUACUGCCUUGGGGUAUGCCUUUUUGCCCAACAACACUUGUGAUUCAGCUGAUUAUUGUCCAAGCCAUAUUAAUAGAGGUUGGAGGUAUGUCUGGUAUACUAAUGGGUCGAUUGUUUUGGCAAUGGCCAUAUUGCGUGUGACUGUUAUUAGAUUGAAGGAGACACCCAAGUUUCUUGUUGCCAAUAAUCGUGAUGCCGAAGCCGUUGCGGUCUUACAACUGAUUGCUGCCAAAUACAACCGUCCAUGUUCAUUGACUUUGGAGCAAUUGUUAGAAUGUGGCGAAAUCAAGAGUAAUUCUGAUUAUAGAAACAACUUCAAUUUCAAAGGUAUUUUUCAACUCAUGUUCAAGCACAUGAAGAUACUAUUUGCCACUUCCAAAGCAACAAGAUCAACGAUUUUACUAUUUAUUUCAUGGGCUUUCCUUGGCAUUUCGUAUCCACUUUAUUCAUCAUUUUUGCCUCAAUAUUUAGCUACUAGAGGUGCUAAUAUAUCAGCAUCAACUACUAGCGGUGUUUAUCGUGAUAAUUUAAUUGCCAAUGCUUGUUCUGUUGGUGGACCAAUUGUAGCUGGUCUCAUGUUGAAAUUCAUUCCUAAAUUGGGAAGAAGAGAAGUAAUGUUUAUUGGUGGUAUUGCCACUAUGGCGCUUUUGUUUGGGUAUACUCAAGUUAGAACUAGAUCGCAAAAUGUUGGAUUCACUUCUAGUGUCUAUGUGGCAUUGUACAUUUACUAUGGUGUUAUUUACGCUUACACUCCCGAAGUUAUGCCUAGUGCUGCCAGAGCAACCGGUAAUUGUUUAUGUCUUUUCGCAACAAGAAUAUGUACUGCCAUGGUUCCCAUUAUUGCUUAUUAUUCAGACACAUCUUCAGCAGUGCCUAUCUGGAUCUGUGGUGCUUUUGUCGGUGUCAUUGGUAUCAUUGCGUUGUUUUUACCGUUUGAGCCAACCAAGCAAAGAGUUGUUUAA